This is a messenger RNA of Photinus pyralis (common eastern firefly), 3037 nucleotides long. RefSeq lists its product as uncharacterized. Bases 1582 to 2919 code for a protein of 445 amino acids. The record is from RefSeq and is a predicted model, not a curated record. NCBI's taxonomy places the organism in Eukaryota, Metazoa, Arthropoda, Insecta, Coleoptera, Lampyridae. The transcript has 6 exons.
ACCAGUUUUAUGAUAUUAUAAUAUAAAAGGUGCGUUAACUAUAAAAGUAGGUAGGUAGGUAUAUAUACAAUAUUAAUUUUUUGAUUUAUUAGAAUGUACGUAGGCGUAGAAUUCUCAGACGCAGGGGAAGGAAUUGCGGUAAUUUGUAACACAUGGUUAACUCCUUUAAAGCAGCAGUGUUGGUGGCCGCCCCAUAAAAAACUCGAACGUUACAAUAAGGCGUUAAAGCACGUUGAACAACCAAGCGAUGAUUGGGAGUUAUACAAUAUAAAAAAGCGUUUAUUUGAAACAGAUGAUCUUCAAAAGGCAUCCAUAAAACUAAAGAAGGCUGAAACUACUUCCGAUGUACAAUCAGAGCAAGAGGCUACAAACCCAAAACCAAUAAAAAGAAUUCGAACACUUCCUUCAAGAUACCAGAAUUACGAAUCAUCUGAUGAAGAGCAAAUUCCAUCGAAAUUUCCUAGACCAGCAGCGAUUAAAAAACUAAUUGGAAAUCAAACAGUAGGUUCGGAAGUUCAUGUGGUUCAAUCCCCUCCUUUUACUCCAAAUUCGCCAUCGAUGCAAGUUGAUACUGACAAUUUAGAUUUAGAAAUUUCUACCCCAACAACAUCCUCAAGACCAACAAUACUAUCGUCUUCGUACAACAAUGAGGAAGAGAAACGGUUCCGUUCAAAAUUAUUUACAAUGCUUCAUCUUAUAAAGGAACAAAACAAUAAAAUUAUCGACUGGAUUGAAAACCAAAACCCUUCACAUUCGACUACAGUUGAAGAAAUUACCACCAAGUUUCCUGUAAACUUUCCUUUAGCCGACGUAGAUUCUGUUUCAAUAUUAGACGAAUAUUUGAAGAACGAGAAACACUUUACUAAUUUGGUUACAUAUCUUUCAUCUUUUGGAGGUAAAGGUAUUACCCAAAAGACUAAUCUAAUCCUGAAGCGUUGCAUUAGUAAUCCAUUAGCCACAGAAUAUAAUUUUUGUGGCAAGAGAGCAGGAAAACACCCUUUUUUUGAAUUGAACUUGAAAAAUGCUAUUGUUGCUACAGUGAGACGAUCUACAGAUUGUACCGAGAGGGAAAUUGAAGAUAUAAUUAAGUGCUGGUUAAAACACGCUCCGCAGCGCCAAAAGUUACAAAAUUUAAAAAAUAAUGCCUAAGCAUUCUGUUUCGAAGAGGCAAAUGUAUCGCAGAGUGGCAACAGCUGUCCAACACACAUUAUUAGAUCUUUCAAUAGUUUUCCAAGCUGUUCUUUUGAAAUUAAUUAUGGUUCCAAUAAUAACUCUGACGAAAAUUCUGAUUCUGAUUCAAUCUCUGAUUCCGAAAAUGUAAAUUCUGAUUCUGAAGGUAAGAGCCAUGUAUUUAAUGACAAUGUUAAUAUAUAAAAAUACUAGGAAAAAUCAGAAACUCCCAAACAUAAUGCACUUGCCAAUAGUUUAAGAGAAUGGGGAUUAAAAUUUAAAGUUUCACAUUCGGCAUUCACAGAUCUAUUGCAUAUAUUACAUGAUUCCCAUCCCUACUUACCACUUGAUUGUAGAACUUUGUUAAAUACACCAUCAAGUUGCGCUACAAAACAACUGGAUAGUGGAGAAAUGGUUUAUCUGGGUAUAUCUCCUAAUUUACAAAGAAUUCUGUCUCCUCUUAUUUCUACAUCACCAAACUUGAUUAAUAUUAAAUUAGCGUUCAAUGUUGACGGCCUGCCACUAUUUAAAAGUUCCAAUGUAAAUAUUUGGCCAAUAUUAUGUCAGAUUAAAUCUAUUACCGUAGAACCCUUUGUUGUUGCCAUAUUUAGUGGCUCUGGGAAGCCUGUGCCAUUAAGUACAUAUCUGGAAGACUUUGUUGAAGAGUUGAAGGUUUUAAUACAUAAUGGUAUAGAGAUAAAUGGAAUUACAAUAUCAAUUUCAAUUUAUGCUUUUGUAUGUGAUGCUCCAGCACGAUCUUAUUUAAAAGGAAUUAAAUCUCACAGUGGUUAUUCAUCAUGCGAGAGAUGUAUUGAAACUGGAGAUUAUUUGAAUGGGAGAGUAAUAUUUAAAAAAGUUCAUAGUACAAAGAGAACAGACCAUACAUUUACUUUACAGUCAGAUGAAUCUCACCACUUAUAUGACUCUCCACUGGUACAAGUGCCUGGUUUAGGACUGGUGUCGCAUUUUGCUAUAGAUUACAUGCAUAAUGUUUGCCUGGGAAUUAUGAGGAAACUCUUAAACAUUUGGAUAUCGGGUGCACUACAUGUCAGAUUAGGAAAUCAAAUUGUAAAAAAAAUUUCAGAUGAUAUUUUGUUGUUGAGUGAUUAUAUCCCAUUAGAAUUCAAUAGGAAAGGACGAUCAUUGCAAGAUUUGCAGAGAUGGAAAGCAACAGAGUUCAGAACAUUUCUGUUAUAUGUAUCACCUAUUGUUUUAAGAGAUAAACUUGAUGUUGCCAUGUACGAACAUUUUAUGCUUUUCCAUGUUGGAAUUACCAUUUUAGUAUCUUCAAGUCAUAUAAACAAUAUUGGUGCCAAUCGCGCUGGCAUAUAUUUAAAUGAAUUUGCCAAUCAUAGUCCUAAUAUAUAUGGUUGGGAGUUUCUGAUUUAUAAUGUCCAUAUGCUUUGUCAUUUACAUGAAGAUUGUAGUAAAUAUGGCCCACUAGAUGAAUUUUCGGCUUUCCCUUAUGAAAAUUUUUUAGGAAAACUUAAAUACUUCGUAAAAUCGCCUAAAAAACCAUUGCAACAAUUAUGUCGUAGGAUACAAGAAUUGCAGUUUCUUUCAAAUUCUUUUAAGAACAAUGAUCAGGUAGUGCCUACAUUAGAACAUAUUGGAAUCCUUCCUAUAAUAUAUAGAGGUAGAAUAGAUAUAAAGCAUUUUAAAAAAGUUGUAUAUAAUAAGUGUACUUUUAUUAUUUACCCAGUUUCUUCUUAUAACUCAUACUGCAUUACUAAAAAAAAAGGUAUUUGAAAUACAUAAUAUCAUUAAAGAUGGUAACAUAUACCUUGUAGGCAAAUCAUUUUCACAUUAUGAAUCAUUUUUUGACUAUCCUUUAUCAUCUGAAGAUCUGUGCAUUUAUGCUGUAUCU